ACGCUCUCGUAGUGGCAGCAACCAGCACCAAGCGUGUGCAGUGCCUCCUCGUAGCUUCGGCUCUCAAUAAAACUGGCUAUUUAUCAUCAAUCAUGGCCGCCGGAGUACAGAUUUAACUCCCCGUCUUCUACUCCCUGACGACUUUUGAAAGGAGAAAGGGGAGGGGAAGGGCGGGAGGGGAUUUCUGUUUGCGGAGAAGAGGAAAUAUUAUUAUUAGUCCCACACGGAUUUGGAUUUCCUCCUGGAAUUGCAGUGCAUCUCGCAAGGGAAAUACCAUUCAUGUCAAAUCUCCAAAAUGCAGCCGCCGCCGAGGAAGGUCAAAGUGACGCAGGAGCUAAAAAACACCCACACAGAGCAGAUGACAAGGCUACACUUUAAACAUCAGACCGAAUGUGACCUGCUGGAAGACAUGAGGAGCUACAGUUUGAAGAAAGGACAGCUGGAGCGUGACUAUGCACAGGCUCUGCAGAAGUUAGCAAGUCAGUACUUAAAGAGAGACUGGCCUGGAAUCAGCCCCGAUGACCAGAGAACAGAUUAUAGGAAUGUGUAUGCAGUGUGGAGGGCCUACUUAGAGGGGACAGUUCAGGUGAGCCAGUCGAGAUUGAAUGUGUGUGACAACUACAAGAGUCAAAUAUCAGAACCUGCCAAGACUGUUAGACUCUAUAAGGAACAGCAGCUCAAGAAGACUAUUGAUCAGUUGAGUGGCAUCCAAGCAGAGCUGCAGGAGUCGGUGAAGGAACUGGCGAAAGCAAAGAAAAAAUACUACGACUGUGAGCAGGUUGCACACGCCGUACGAGAGAAGGCUGACAUAGAGGCCAAAUCCAAACUUGGUCUUUUUCAGUCAAGAAUUAGCUUACAGAAGGCAAGUGUAAAGUUGAAAGCCAAGAGAAGUGAUUGUAACUCCAAAGCGACGCAGGCCAGGAAUGACUACCUGCUAACGCUAGCUGCUGCAAAUGCCCAUCACGACCGCUACUAUCACACAGACCUGCUGCACUGCAUACAGGCCUUAGAUGGGAGAAUCUAUGAGCACGUGAAGGACUACCUGGUGGCUCUGUGCCGCACUGAGCUGGAGGCAUCGCAAGCUACUCACAGCACCUUCCAGUUCCUUUUAGAAAAAUCCUCCAGGAUAAUACAGGAGUUCAACCAGCAGUUGUUCAUGCAAGAAAACCCCGUGUUUCACAAAGCGCACGACUUCCAGUUUCAGGCCAGCGAAUAUGACACGACUCUGAGCUUGGUGCAGCAGUUGGUGGACAUUGAGCCGUCGCCCGUCAGUGCCAUGAGAAUGACCCUGGCACAGAGCCGUCAGCUGGAGUCGGAGUCGGGAACGACUGAGGAGCACAGUCUGAACAAAGAGGCCAGAAAAUGGGCAACCAGAGUGGCCAGAGAGCACAAGAAUAUCAUUCACUGCAAGCGAUCUCUGGAGGAGUGCGAGACUCAUGGCCUGCCUCCCAGUGAGCAGGGCAGACUAGAUCUGGAGCUGAAGAUCGAAGACACCAAAGAGAUAAUGCGCAAAGCUGAGACAAUAAAGUUGAAAGCCGAGGCUCGACUGGAUCUUUUACGGCAAGUUGGCGUGGCUGUAGAUACCUGGCUGAAGAGUGCCAUGAACCAGGUGAUGGAGGAGCUGGAAAAUGAACGCUGGGCCACCUACACUACCCACGAUCCCUCACUGUCGGGCACGGUGGACUUGGAGCGAGAAGAGGGAGAGGAGUGUGAAGAGAAUAUGGAGGUGUUUGACGACAGCAGUUCCAGUCCCUCGGGUACCCUGCGUAACUACCCACUAACCUGCAAAGUGCUCUACUCAUACAAGGCGUCUCAGCCGGAUGAGUUAACCAUUGAUGAACAGGAGAUGUUGGAGGUCAUCGAGGAUGGAGACAUGGAGGACUGGGUCAAGGCACGCAACAAGACAGGUCACGUGGGUUACGUCCCAGAAAAAUACCUCCAAUUCCCGACUUCCAAUAGUCUGCUAAGCAUGCUCCAGUCCCUGGCCACGCUGGAUGCUCGAUCAUACACCUCCUCUAACUCAACCGAACCGGAGCUGCACUAUGGCUGCAUCAAUGGAGACACAAACACCGUGUACGUCCGUGCGCUUUACGACUAUGAAGGCCAGGCGGACGAGGAGCUCUCGUUUUCCGAGGGCGCAGUCAUCCGCCUACUGAACCGCGACACUCAGACAGACGACGGCUUCUGGGAGGGCGAGCUGAAUGGACGGGUCGGGGUUUUCCCCUCCGUUCUGGUGGAGGACCUCACGGAGAAUGGGGAGACGAGCGGGGGAGGGCUGAAUGACACACAGAUUUCUCCUUCUUCAAAGUUGCCGUGUUCCCUGCCGCCUUUGCCUCUGUACGACCAGCCUCCCAUCAGCCCUUUCACCAGCCCGGAGACCUCCACGCCUCCUCCUCUUCCGCGCUCCCCCUCCACCGCACUUAACGGGGAGCACAAGCUUCCGCUGCCAGCCUCCUCACACAAGGGACAGCUGUCCUCUCACAAUCAAAGCUCUGGCAGAAGUCCAGUGUCUCCAGGAUUUCCUCAGACUCAGCCACUGCGAUUCACAGUUGAAGGAGGCGGACCAGGCAAACUACGACCGGUGCGAGCCGCUCCGCCUCCACCCAAACAACAACCUCGCAGGCCGCAUGAGAAGAGCGAGAAGACGGAGGAGGUGGAGAUCACGCUGGUGUGACGGACAAGCUUGGCAGGAUGAUGCUGUUGAACAAAAGUCGGAAGCAGACCUUGUUGCAGUGAGCUGCUCUGAACUGAUGCGAGCAUAAAUGAAGCGAUGAGAAGUUCAUUUAAUCAAACCACACUGACACUGCCGGAUGCUCUGCAUCUUCUCUCAUUCCCGAAGCGAGGAAAAGGAGGGCAGAGAGGCGGGUUAAUGGUUGGCAUGUCCAAUUAAAUAAUCUCCAUUUUAGCCUCCUAAUGAAGUGCAGCAUUAAGUUCUCCAAGCUCCUGCUAAGUCUGGCCUUAGAAUGUCACCUCACUGAGCAGCAAACUGGAGCGAGGAGGAAUACUUCAAGAUGGGGAAUAUUUAUUGAUGGGUUCGUUAGACUUGUUAAGCUUACAAGAUAUGUAAGGCAGUUUUUCUCUGCACUCUUUAAACUCCUUCAGAACAUUAAUGAAGCAUCAGUAACAUCUCAGAACCCCACUAUGACAAACUUGCAGUACCAGUGAAAGGUUUCUGGUUUACCGCGGACAUAAACAUUUUGUUAGUUUUUGGCUUUUCAUAAUAAGUUUCAACUGCUCUUUUUUUCAUAGGUGGAGUAAUCAUACAGGUUACAACUUCAGUGAUGUUUUAAGACAAGAACUGGGUGCACAAGUUUGAGUUUAUUGUGGAUUUACUCUUAUUCAUAGAUGCUUAAAAUUAUGCACUGUUGCCCAAAAAGCUGGAUUCAAUAUUUAGUUACAUCUUCUCAUGAAAUAGUUGUGACAAGGUGAUUUAUUCUUGCCAGGUAAAGUACAUACAGGAAAUAUUAAACUUAAAGAAAAUCAGGAAUGUGUUUAAAAAAACAAUUUAUUCUGUUUUUAUGGCCAACAGUGGACAUACGAGCUCAAAUAUUUACAUAUAUCCCUACAAAUAUUUGGUUAAAUAUCCCUUAGAGAGAUUAACUGCGUGCCUUUUGUUGCCAUCAACAAACAUUUGUCAUAAUUGGCAAUUGACAUUAAACCACUCGUCUUGGUAGAAUGGCUAGUUAUUUGAAAUUGAUUUGGUCCCUGGCUCGGAUCCAGCUUUGAAAAAUAUCCCAUGCAUUCUCAGUCGGGUCGAGGUCAGCACUUUGGAGGAGAAAUUCCAGAUGCUUAAUUCUAGCCUUUUGUUACCCAUUUUUAGUCAUAAUUAUCCUGUUGGAAAACCUGAUUGUGUCCAUACUUCAACCAUUUCACUCUAGCUUUUAGCCUUAGAAUAUUUGUUAGAAUGUUUAAGAACCACUGAAGUUCAGGGGUGGGUCUAACUCCAGUCCUCGAGGGCUGGUGUCCUCAACUUUUAGAAUCGUCAUUGCCUUAACACACCUAAAUCAAAUGUAUGGCUCAUUACCAGGCCUGUGCAGAACUUGACUGCAUACUGAGAAGGUAAUUUAGCCAUUUGAUUAAGGUGUGUUGGACCAAGGACACAUCUAAAAGUUGUAGGACUCUGGCUCUUGAUGAUUGGAGUUGCCAAGUCCUGGUCUAGAAACUGCUGGGACACCAGCAUCAUUGCCAUGGACUAGGAGGGUGCCUCUUCUAUUAAAAGCAACACCUUCAGGCUUGACUGUAGAAAGGUUUAAUAGUCAGACGUGACAAAUACAAAUGCAUGUCUACCCAAAGAAGUGUCAAGAUGAGGCUUUUGCAUGGUGGUGGCAGCAUCAUGGUCUGUUUAGAUGCCAGUUGCACAGACAAAUUGCAUAAUGGGAUUAGAAAAAUGCUGAACUGCUGCAAAUAAUAAGUGGUUUCUCUACAACUCACACAGGGACAUGUAACCAAAUAUUUGGGGGAAAAUGUCUAUAAAUUUGAGUCUGUAUGUAUACUUUUGACUCUCUGAUGGUUCAAUAAAAUCCAACUUGUGGGCAGCCAAUUCUUGCUUCUGAAACAUAUUCACCAUUAGUUGUAGUAUAAUUGGUCCACGAUGAACAAAAAAACCAUUUGAAUUUGUCGUUAAAGGCCCAAAAUGAACACAAUAUGUUACAUGUAUGCAAACCUUUCACAGGGAAGUAUGUGUCUGAUGUUUUUAGCUACAUUUUGUAAGUGUUGAGGCGCCGUAAAGGAGAAGAUGUGGGGGUUGGGUAAAAGAAAUCUACUUUUGUUGGGGGUGUUUCAGAGUGCAGAGCAGGGCUGAGGGAAGUGGACAGAAAACCUACAGGGUGUGUUUGCUUCCAGCCCCUCCCUCGCCAUAUAUAGUCAUUAUCAUUAUACGUAUUUAAUGUGUAUUAGUACAGUACAUUACUGUUGUCAUAGGAAUGUUUAUGCACAUGAUUUCAUAUAGACUAUAUGAGCUGAAUGGAAUACCCUGUCUGAUAUGUAGUGGAAGUUUUACCUUCAUCAUGUACAGAAAAGGGUGUUGUAAAUACAGCAGGGAGGAGAGGUGGAAGGAGAGAAAGGAGGAGAUGGAAGAAGAAACAAAAGCGGAAGGAGGCUGGAUCCUCACUGUUCUUGUGCUCACUUCUCCUCCCAUCUCUGCUUCACAUCUCUCCUCCUAACGUUCAUUCUGUCUUUGGACAGUUGGUGUGAAUCAGUGGCUAUAAUAUACAUACAUACAGUUACAAUAUAUUACACAAGUUGUUAUAUCUUCUCUCAUUAUGUGCGCUGCGUGGUUUUUAUCUCCGACUGAGGAAGGCUACUGGUGCUUUGAAAUGCACCGAAUCUUGUUGGUAUUCACUAUGUGGUAUCAAAAACAACAUUUGUUUGAAAUAAUGGAAACAAAUCAUUUAGGGCCAGAAACAAAGACUGAAGAUCAUCAGAUCCUUGAAGAUCAUAUUUUGCAUUGAUUUCAUUCAUCUGUUCAGCUUCAACAUUCAUCCAUGUUUAUUCACAUGAUUUUAUUCGCAGAACUAAAAAUAAGGCUCAAAUGGAGCUGAGUACUAAUCUGUGGUGGGUUUCUUUUUUACUCAAAGUAAAUAAAUACCCUUCAUCAUGUACUAUUCAAGCCUUUAAAAGUCCUUCCCUAAAGGGCGUUGUAGCACUUUUAUUUAUUUGUACUUCCCUGGAAAGUAGCAGUACCCUCUCGUAGCAUCAGCAUGGACAGAAAUAACUCCUAUAGGCUAUUGUAGCGACACAUGCAGAGAUGUGAGUUUUAUCUUUUCAUAUUGACUCUACAGAUGCUCUUUAAGGAUGGUUGAUGCGUUAAACAAUGAUACACUCUUCAAAAGAGAUGAGAGAUGACUUUGUGUAAUGUUAUUUCGGGUUUUGCUUAAAUUAUGAAAGAAAAUUUUGAGAUUGAUGUCUUUUUGCUUUUUUUUUUUACUCUUGGGACAGCAGGAGCUGGUCAUAUUGCCCCUUUGCCCUUUAAUAUACUGGCAGUUUCUAUUGUUUUGCACCCAACCUUUUUGGACCUUCUACCACGGGGCGUUUCACAUUGAACAUGUGCCAUUUGAUACCCAACUUCUGGUAAUUUCGUGCCCACUUCAACAACCGCUGAUUUAAAAUCAUUUUUUAAUGUCCUUGAUCAAGGACAUUAAACAUCAAUCUAUCAUCAGCCUUUCUAAACAGGCAUUAUCAGAACCACAAUUAGUAGAAAUAGGAUGUAAUGUAAAAUAUAAAAAAAUAACAUUCAAUAACUUUAAAUUCCAUACAGUAUGAGCAUAUUAAAGAUAUUUUUUUACUCAUUAAGUCAUCAGAUUAAAUAAACUCAAUGGUUUGGUACAUGGAUGCAAAACGGGGCACCGUAGAGGCAAACUGACCCGAAGCCCGGAAAGCCCUGGCUGUUUGUGCGGAUGACUCUAACGGCUCAAAGAACAUUACUGCUGAUAAAGUUCCUAUGUGAAACACACACUGACUGCGAUAAUAUAUGUUCAAUUUGCUUUAAUGGGUUUACUGCACUGUAAAGCUCCACAAUCCAACAGCACAGGAAAUUGCUGCAAAGUAAACUUAGUUUUCUGUCCUGUGUGGUUCCAGAAACCGAAAAAAACUGAAAAUUGGCAGUAUAUGUGUAUUUAUUCCUGUUUUUGAAAAUUAUUGAUAGUUGUCCUCCAAAGAUGUUGCUAAAACUGUAAAGUAAAUUUUUAUGCUACUUUAAGCUGUACUGAGAAAUGGCUUUAGACCUCAAGUAAGUUUGGGGUUCAGCUAACUGGUUACCUCUUUACAAAGUAGAAAAAUGUGAUGCGAGGGAUGUACUAAAACAUUUGUACAGCAGCCACGCUUGCAGCAGACUCUCCUUCAUCUCUUUGACAUCUCUUUUACAAUUUUUUCCAGAGCUGUUUUUGAAACUUUAAGAUUUAGAGUGGUGUCACAAGUGCAACAUUUAUGACUUUUAUUUGCCAGUUGCCACUUUAAACAUGCUAAUUUCCUCCUUUUUUGACCGCCUCUUUUAUCUGCUCCAGUGUUGAGAUAUUUGUUACUUUGGUUUUUAUGUUUUUAUAUGAUUCUAUAUUUCUCAUGUAUCAAUGAUGCGGUGAAACAAACUGGCCUUCUUCCUUCAUAGACUGUUGCCAUUGUGACAAUAAUGAAAACAGGCGCAAAAGUCUUUCAGCGUAUUAAUAUUGGCUGUACAAAAAUAGAGUUUGUAUUUAUUGUGUACAAAAGUUAAUUAAUAAAAAAUGUUUAAAAGA
Molecule: messenger RNA, 7229 nt
Organism: Girardinichthys multiradiatus
Lineage: Eukaryota; Metazoa; Chordata; Actinopteri; Cyprinodontiformes; Goodeidae
Product: F-BAR and double SH3 domains protein 2-like
Exons: 22
Coding region: 296-2674 (792 amino acids)
Biological process (GO): regulation of actin filament polymerization; neuromuscular synaptic transmission
Cellular component (GO): neuromuscular junction; recycling endosome
Molecular function (GO): protein binding
Source: RefSeq, a predicted model, not a curated record